UUUGAUAAAAUUGAAAGUACGAACGCUGUAUUAAGUGAUUUAAAUUUAAAUUUCGCAAUAAUAGCAAGUGCAGUCUUUAAUUUUAUCAAGAAUAACUUAGUGUGCGGAUUAUAUAAAAACCGUAAUGGCUCGAUACAUGCAGCGCCCGGAAAAUGCUCUGAAAAGAGCUAAUGAAUUCAUCGAUGUGGGAAAACCAUUGCGUGCAUUAGAUACACUGCAAGAGGUUUUUCGCAACAAGAAAUUCACUUACACCUGGUCAGAGUCUGUAAUUGAACCACUAAUGUUCAAAUAUCUGUACUUAUGCGUCGAAUUAAAGAAAUCUCAUAUUGCAAAGGAGGGGCUUUUCCAAUAUCGAAACAUGAUUCAAUUGGUGAAUGUCAAUUCACUAGAGAAUGUUAUUCGUGGGUACUUGAAAAUGGCUGAAGAGCACACAAAAGCAGCGCAGGAACAAUCAUCUGCCGCAGUGGCAGUUCUUGAAGUCGAUGACCUGGAUAAUAUUGCCACUCCAGAGAGUAUUCUUAUGUCUGCAGUGUGCGGAGAAGAUGCUCAAGAUCGUUCAGAUCGUACUAUCCUUUUGCCCUGGGUCAAGUUCUUAUGGGAAUCUUACUGUCAAUGCUUAGAGCUGCUUCGCUUGAACACUCACUGUGAGAUUCUCUAUCACGAUAUUGCCCGCAUGGCGUUCCAGUUCUGCUUGAAGUACAACAGAAAAAGUGAGUUCCGUCGUUUAUGCGAUAAAUUGCGCAAGCAUUUGGAAGACGUUUGUAAAGGCACUAACCAGGCAAACGGCGUGAGUAUUACUAAGUUAGAAACUCAACAGCUGUGCUUAGACACGAGACUACAUCAAUUGGAUAGUGCAAUUCAAAUGGAACUUUGGUUGGAAGCAUAUAAAGCAAUCGAAGAUAUCCAUGGCUUAAUGGCUUUGUCCAAGAAAAGUCCUGCAGCUAAAACAAUGGCUAACUACUACCAGAAACUAGCAAUGGUCUUUUCAAAGGCUGGUAAUCAGUUGUUUCAUGCCGCAGCUUUACUCAAACUUUUCCAGUUGACUCGAGAACUCAAAAAAAAUACAACAGAAGAAGAGAUGCAACGCAUGGCUUCACAUGUGUUAAUUGCCACAUUGUCUAUUCCGCUGCCAUCAGCUCACCCAGAAUUUGAUAGGUUUAUUGAGACUGACAAGACCCCACUGGAAAAAGCUCAAAGAUUAGCUGUGCUCCUUGGUCUUACUCAACCACCGACAAGGGUCUCUUUGCUGAAAGAGGUGGUUCGUCUGAAUGUGCACCUUUACGCUUGUGAAGAGUUCAAAAACCUCUAUAAUUGGUUAGAAGUUGACUUCAAUCCAUUAAGUCUUUGUCAGCGGGUACAACUCGUUAUUGAAGUUAUAGAAAAGGAGGAGAACAAUAUGCUUAGCCAGUAUAUUCAAUCUUUGAAGGACGUAACAAUUAUGCGGUUGAUAAGGCAAAUAUCGCAAGUCUACCAAAGUAUUGAAUUUACUCGUUUAAUUGAAUUGGCAACUUUCUCCAAUAUUUUCUGUUUGGAACAAAUUUUGGUCGAUUGUGUGCGUCACAAUGAUAUGCAAAUACGUAUUGAUCAUCAGAAACGUUGUAUUUACUUCGGAACGGAAUUAACCCAAAGUCAACGCGAGGAUCAUACAGAUGGGCCAUGUUUACAAUCAAUGCCCUCUGAACAAAUUCGUUCACAGUUGGUUAAUAUGUCUAAUGUUUUGCACCGAGCCGUAGCUAUUGUAAAUCCAAAUCGCAAAAAAGAAGAACGUCAAAAAGUGCGCUCGCAAAUGGUUUGGCAGUACCAUGAGAUUAAAGAAAAAGAACAUCAAAGAAUACUUCAACGGCAAAAGAUAAUUGAGGAUCGAAAAGAAUACAUUGAAAAACAAAACAAUGCACGGGAAGAAGAAGAACACCGACGCAUAGAAGAAGCAUCUCGACAAAUGAAAAUAGCAGAAGAGAAACGUUUACAACAAGAAAAUGAGGAACGUGAAAAAAAACGUGCGUUGAAUGAAAUUGCAGCCAUAAAAGAAAAAAGCUUGAAAGAAAAAAUGCAACAAAUUUCCCAGACGGCUCAUGGAAAAAAAAUGCUUUCAAAGUUGGAUGAAGAAGGCAUUAAAAAGUUAGAUGCUGAGCAAAUUGCUGCGCGAGAGACUGAAGAAUUAAACCGCGAACGUAGAGAAUUACAGACAAAGUUAAAAUCAUUGGAGAAAAAGGUUGAUUAUUAUGAACGAGCCAAGCGCAUCGAAGAAAUUUCAUUAUUCCAAAAAUAUCUUGCUGAAAAGCAGGUUAAGGAUAAAGAGUUUUGGGAAUUGCAGGAACAACAACGUAUUGAGAAUGCCAUAGCUGAGCGCAAGAUUGCAGUUGAACAACAAUGUCGGUUGAAACGUAUGUACCCAGAUCGUCAUACUUUCUUGGAAAAUAUAAAGAAAGAGCGUGCAUCUUCCUUCGUAGAAAAAUUAAAGGACUUUAACAUAGCUCUUGAAGAAGAGCGUAAAAAACGCCUCGCACAAAGAAUUCUACUUCGCCGAGAACAGCGUCGUCAGAAUUGGUUGCAAGAGAAGGAAGAUGAGCGAUUGCGAAAAGAAGAAAUUAUUCGUCGGGAAAAAGAGGAAGAAGAACGUAUGGAGAUGGAACGCCGUCGUAAAGAACGUGAAACUGAAGAAGAAAAAAGAAGAAUUCAAUACGAAAAACAACGCCAAAAAGAAGAAGAAGUUGAGAAAAAAAUUCUUGAAGAACGCGAACGUUCAGCGCGUGAAGUGCAGAAGGAACGUGAACAUGAAAUUUGGCGUCCUAGGGGAUUUGAACGUGGAGAACGAGUUGAAAAAACAGAACGUAACGAACGUGUUGAAAAUAAAGAAUGGCGUAGAGGAGGUGGUGCUGAUACUACCGCAUCUACAGAACUUUCCACACAAGUGGGAGGUUCUGACUGGCGCAGAGGACAACCGACUGCGGCGGGAGGUGAUAAGUGGCGUCGCACCGGAGAAGACCGCGACAUUCGUAGAAGUGGUGAAGACCGUCGUGGCGGUGAUGAUCGUCGUACCGUAGAUGACCGUCGUAUGGUUGAAGACCGUCGCGAGGAUCGAUUCGCUCCACGUCGUCGUGAUGCACCACGUGAACAGGAUAAUCGUGAAUCAGGGGGAAGCUGGCGUACUAAUUCCCGUUCUAAUGAUGAUCCUCGUGGGCCCACAGGAGAUCGUUCAGAACGAGUCGGCGAACGUGGAGAUCGCCAGAUUCGCCCAACGCAAAAUAAAGAUUCAUCCUCUAGUUGGAGACGCCCAGGUGAUGAAGAACGGAAAGAUCGUCCUCCUCAGCGCCGAGAAGAAAAAGAAAAUCGUGAUGAAGGUGAAUGGACAAAUGUCAAGCGUCGUUAAUCAACAAAUCAUACCAACAACGAAAUGAAAUGAAGUGCUUAUAUAUGAUGACAACUUUUUCCACUAUAGCAAAGGCAAUUAAGAAACUAUAAAGCUAAUAUCCAUUUCAAACACGGAUAAAUAUGUUUAAAAUAAUAAAAGUAUUCAGUUUUAUUCUUGGGAUACACGUAUAUGUUUACAACAAAAAUAAUACUGUACCAAGUUUUGUAUUUUUUCCUUCUAUAAAAUAAAAACAUAUAACUGAACUUUGAA
Molecule: messenger RNA, 3622 nt
Organism: Eupeodes corollae
Lineage: Eukaryota; Metazoa; Arthropoda; Insecta; Diptera; Syrphidae
Gene: eIF3a
Product: eukaryotic translation initiation factor 3 subunit A
Exons: 4
Coding region: 125-3370 (1081 amino acids)
Biological process (GO): translation reinitiation; formation of cytoplasmic translation initiation complex
Cellular component (GO): eukaryotic translation initiation factor 3 complex, eIF3m; multi-eIF complex; eukaryotic translation initiation factor 3 complex, eIF3e
Molecular function (GO): translation initiation factor activity; mRNA binding
Source: RefSeq, a predicted model, not a curated record